ACUUGAUAAAACUUGUUACAGCGCAGCAGACGGUGCAUCCAACCCUUUUACCCCACCCUAAACCCCUCCCUCACUCCCUCCCUCCUUCCUCCCUCCCUCCUUCCUUCCCUCACGCGGAGAUGAGAAGUUUGCCUGCGGCGCAGUCCACUGAACAUUUACUGUAUUUCAUUUGGGGAACAGCAACAAGAGCCUGCGGAGAAGCUUUCCAGGGAAUGCUGAGGAAUAUCCGCCUGCACAGAAAGUACCACUCACAGCUGACUUCUUUCUCCUUUUUCAAUAAAAUCCCGUUCAGUCAUCAUUGAUGUCGCCAAACUAGUGGGAAGCUCGGGUCAGUAGGACAGCGGCCGCACGCGGACUGUUGUCUUUCGCGAGGGGUUUUUAAAAAAUUCGGGGUCCUGGAGAAGAAGGACGGAGCCACACAGAAGCGAAAGACGAAAGAAGAAGAGGAGGAAAAAGAAGACAGUCCACGCGAAGGUGAAAAGAGAGCCCGACUCAGAAUGAAUAACAACAAAAUCGAGAAGGAAAACGAGCAGAGUGAAUUCACCAACCACGAAGAGGAGGUAUGUAUCCUCGCGCGAGCACCUAUACCUGCAAUUUGAAUUUUAACAGGUCGUUGUGUGACGCAUAACGGCAUCUCAAUACAGCAUUUUGUGUAGUCACCGUGCCGGUAACACGCAGUUUUAGGGACAUUUACCGACUUUUUUGCGUCUGAAUGUGACAUAUUCGACGUGUAAUGACUUUCUUUGGUAGCUUUUGUGCAGUUCUCAGGUUGUUGAAGUCUUCUUAUCGAAGUCUUGUUGCUAUAUGAGUCUACUAUUGUUCAACUUUCUUUCAUUAGCUGGUUGUCUUUCACUAAGUUGUGCACCUGUCAUGUACCUUUCUUUCUCCUAAUUUUCUACCCUCCCUCAUAGACUCCCAUUGCUUUAAAAGUUCUCACUAGCUUGAUCCUUUUUUUUCUGAAGUUAAAGCUCUUGUGAUGGAUGAGUCACAAAGUAUGUAACUUUAAGCUACUGAAAGAGUGUUUUUACAUUUUUCAAAGCAAAAAAUCACAAUUGGAGAUUCGUUUGACAAUACUUUAACUGUGUAAAAACAUGACAUAAGCCCCUUUUAUACUCCUCUGUCAUUGGUCUGUGUAGCUCUGCAUCUACAGAAACCUACAUACAUAGCCUGAUGUGCAUCACCUCAAAAAUGUACCUGCCUUUUCAAAAACCACAAUCUGUUAGCGCUGCGAUUGGUCCACUUGGCGUCAGACAUUUCCGGUAUCGCCUUCACGGAUGCAGCAAACUUAAAUUCUGCCUUCUCUCUUGACACGCCCUCUCUUUUUUUGUUUGCAAAAGUACCUACCUCUCAGCAAUAACUGGCUUCAACUCCAACAUAAGCUCGGAUUUAGUUGCCAUGGUUUCUUGUACGCAAACUAGAGAACGACAUAAUCUGUGAUUAGCAAAAAUCACAACGCCUACUAGUUUUGCAGUGCGACACUGUAUGCAAUACUCACAAUGAUGUCAGCCACUAUGGCGUAGAGUCAGCGCAGAAGUAUAAACCAGGCUUUAUACCUGUAUCGGACAAAAUCAGCAAAUUACCAUUAUGUCCACAGGGGGCGCCUAAGUCGCCACGCACUGAAAGUUCCUCACAGGAGCUUUAAAAAACUCACAGUAAGGGAACAAAAAGAAAACAGGAAAAUACUUUAAUAUUGAUUAAUGAGUCUUUCUGUCAGAUAACAAGUUACUUUCCAGCAGUAACAACUUAAGUGUUGUUAGUUCUUGCUUACUGUACCAUAAAACCAAACUUCACACAAGACCUAAAACCACUGCUUAAGGGAUUUCUAAGCCAGGGGUUGAAUUAGUGUUCAAAUAUCUGCUGCUGCAACAUGAAGGCAAUAACUCUUUGUAGCAGAGACCCACUGCAUUACACUCAAGCAAGUCUCCUCUCUGUCGAAAUGACUUAAUUACGCCUUAACACACCAGAAUGAUGUUGUUUGUCUAGAAAAGUGAGGUAAUUCAUUACCCCUCUAACAUGCUGGAUAAUAGCCCAGCAUUUCCUCCUCUCUUCUUCACUGUAAACAUUGCACAAUCAGAGAUCCAUAACAUCUCCCUCUUAGAUUUUCUCUCUUUUUUCUUUCUUUUUUCUUUUUGCGUGAGGUGAUUUUCUUUGGCGUGGAAACAUCUCUAUGCAAAGGACAGAUUUGUUAUUUCAGAGCUCCACACAUCCGCGACCGAGUGAUGUAAGAAAGGUAUAUCAGAUUAUAUCGCAUAUUUCUCUUGGAGCAAUUUGAUUAAGGCUCGGUGUUGUGUUCGUCAGUUUGUAACUGAAUAGCCAAACGCUGGACUGAUGUAACACCAUAUUUGGUCCACUGCUGCUGAGGCUGGAUGGAGAGAGUGAGUGAGUGAAUGAAUGAGUGAGUGUACUGUGCAGAGGAAAACUGACUUCUUGGGAACCUGAUAGACAGUUUUGGUUUGGGUGUGUGUACUUAACGCCUUGUUUUGGAAGAGUAGCAGCAGGAAAUGUUGCUUUGUUUUAAUAUGAAGUCACACAAACGGAUAAAAGCAGCAAAUCUUCACAUCUUGAGAACACGGAAGAGGAAAUUUAGCAAUUUUUUCAGCCUUAAGAGAAACAUUUUGCGAAACAAGCAGUUUUUACACCCUUCUUAGCAUUGUAGUUGGAAACUUAUCUCUUUACCAUCGAACAAAACAAGGAAGUUAUUUGACUUAUUUCUUAGCUUUGCACAUUAGUCAUGAUUAUAUCCAACAGCUUAGUUUUAAAGUCACUACAAUUAAAAGAUAAGGCAAAAAAAACGACCUCUAUUUUGAUUGCUAUUGAUUAUACAGGGAAUCAAAACAAAAUUAUGGGAUUUUACUUCCAUAAAUGUGCAGAUUUGCUGCUUUUUCUUUGUUUUACAUGACACAUCAUAAAUUUUUUCGGUCAUCAAAUAAAAUGAGCAAUGUGUACUAUGAACAAAGCUGUGACGGCUCGGUACAGUUGAACAAGCAGAUUUGUCGUCAUAAUCAGUCCAGAAUUAUAGAUAAUCGUCAUAAAUUACAGCGCUACUUUAUUUAAUAAAUAAAUGCGUAAACCAAAUUUAUGUUUGAUAUCAGUUGUGGUCAUAGACAGCGUGAUCAGACGAGAGGAAUGUUUUUUUUUUUUGGUUUUGUGUAAAAAGCAGACAGAGACGGAGAAAGAGUAAUGGCUGGAGGAUUCUUAAUGGUUGUAGAAACGUUUGGAAGCCACCCAGACUGGCAGGGAUGUAAAUUUACUCUGGUGAAUUAAUGUAAUGUUAGAGAGCACCACUUUGUCUUUUGUGUAAUGAUGUGUGUAAAGAGGCAAGACAUCCACACUGGUGUAUACAAAAGGCGUUUCUGCAGGCAGGUGUGUAUUCACUGACUUAAGAGUAAUGUCAUAAAUUUUGAGUAUGGCUCGUACUUUUUCCACAUGAUUCAUUAAGGUUAGAGUUUUAGAGAAAAUAAGUAGAAUACAAACUACCUCAUCAUUCAGUUUCAACUUUUUCUUUCAGGUCUUCCCGCACCACAUUUUCUGUCUGAGUCUUUCAUGCAGAAAGAUUCAUGAUUAUCACGGUAGCUGUUACAGUAAAACGCUAAACAGCACUAAACUAACCAUAAACGAUGACCUUAUGAGAGCCAAAGUUUAACAACCUCUGGUAUGACUCUCACAUGCCGAGCAGCAGCCCCCCCCCCUUGCCUCCUCCCCUCCUCCUCUUCCUCCUCCUCCUCCUCCUCCUCCUCCUCUUCUUUCUGCACAGUGUAGUAUGUGACUCAAUGGAUCACUGAUUCGCACCAGUAAAGCGGCGUAGCGAGCUCUUGCUUUGCUUCAUUGCUCGACCUUCAUCACUGUAAACCAAAGCUCGCCGAUGCUUAAUGUAAACCAAAGCUUACCAAACAUGGUGCUGUCUCAGGCGAGGUAUGCAGGUUGAAACCCCCCUCCUCCCCUUCCUCUCAUGGCAGCAUCUAAUCUAGCAGGCUGGUUUUGAUAAGCUUCAUUAUCAGGUGUUCUGGAGGCUCUCACAUGCUGUGGCACUCAGCGGCCGCUGAUGUAGCAGAGGUGACAGACUGACUCUUGUGUGCUGGAUGUUUAAGAUAUGCUUUGAGCAGCUGUGGUUUCCACGCCUUACAUGGACAAAAGACCUGCAGGGGGGCUUUAAGUAGGUUUGAUUUCUACAGGAAAAAAAAAAAACGUGAUCUGCGGAGGCUUUACUUUAAACAGUACAGUUGCACAUGUUUGUGUGAACUUUUUGAUGCAUAUUCAUGCUGACGGAGGUGAGGUGACAAACUCCAGACAUGUUUGUGUUAUCAGGAAGGUAACAUAUUUUGACAGUGCAUGCAGUGAAGGAACAGCUGACCAAAAAUUUAUUACAUCAAGAUUUUAUUUACUUACUUAAAGGCCAAACUGAUGCUUAGAUUAGAGGAUUUAACUGGAACAAAACAGGGUUUAAAUAUUUGGUUAAAAAAAGAAAACAUUGGCCUGUUUUAUGUAGUAGUGUAGGUGCUAGUGGCCUUCCAAUCUGUCAUUGGAAGAAAACAAAAUUAUAUCUGUAAGAGAAUGACAAUGGCCUUUUUAUUCAUAGGAUAUUAAACAUAAUCAUUAGAUAAAUCAAUACUGACCGCAUUCAUUAAGCAAAGCCCACAUUUUUAUCAUAUCUGAGUUAAUUUUUGCCUUUAUAACUGUAAACUUUACCAUUAGACAAAAAGGUUUUCUCGUUGUAGGAUCUAAAAAGAAAGACAAAAUUUUAGGGCCACAGUGAGGAAGAUGAAGAAACUAAAAUUUUUCAAGAGCAAAGUUGUGCAAAAAAGUCAAAUUUACAACAACAAAAUCUUACAUCGCUGAAAAAAAACUCAUUUCCCUUGUAAAAAUGCAAAACCAAAGUUGAUAAAAUAUAUGAGAAUGAAGUCAGAAACAGGAUAAAGCAUAAACUGAAGUUAUUAUAGUUUUAAAAAAGUCAUAUAUUGAUAUGAAUUUGUAAGAAUAAACUGAUAAGAGAUAAAAGUCUUAAAUUCAGAAAAUUUAGUUGAUUAAAACACUCAUGAAAUUUAAUUGAUCAUUGAAAUAUAAGAAUAAAGUUGAUAAAAGAGUUGUAUUAUCAUUUGAAUAGAGUCAUGUAUCAAAACAGUCUUAAGUUAAUGAAAAUCAAUUAACUGUUGAGAUUAAAAAGACUGAAACUCAUAUUGAUGCCUUUUUUAUCACACUGAAGCAAACAACAUUAGGGACAAGAUUGAAGAUUGAAGAUUCUGUAAUUUUAAAUGCCUGAAAGGGAUGUGAGAAGGGGAUGGAGUCAGCUGAGCAGCUGAGGAAACAGCCCAGACUUUACAUUUAUACACAGAAUAUUCAUUACACAUGACAUAUUCGACUGUCCAAAGUCAGCAGGAUGAGAUUCUUGGAAUAGUUCCUGAAUGUAGAUGACAGAGAGGCAAUGAAAUAAAUCAAUACUUAAAUUUCGACGUAGGAGCUUUAAGUUUACAAUAAUCAAGUGGAAAAAAGUUCCAAAUAAAAAAAAUUGACAAAAAAAUAAAGAAUUUACAAAAUAAGUCACAACAGUUUUAAUUUUGUGACCUAAAUUUCUCAAAUUCAUGACAUUAUACACUUCAACUUGACAAGUUUAUACUUACAAAUUUGGAAUCAUUUUUGUUGUCCUUAAAUUUUCCCUUUUCAUACAUUGAACCAUGCAUGGAAUUGACAGAAUAAGCAGCAACUAUAUGAGAGUGUAUGCUUGAAGUUUGACAAAAUCUCAGAUUAAUAAAAAUUAUAAUAUAAUGAUUUUUCAGAUGGUUGUUUUGGGUUAAUAGAUGAGGCAGAGAUGCGAGGCACUGACAGAGGAGAGGGAGGGGUGAGAACAGGCAGUGCAGGUUGUGAGUACAUGGAAUGCAUCAUAGCUAACCAAGUCAGCCGACCAAGCUUGACCUUUGACCUCUUUGCUGUCAAUUUCCCACAAGCUAACCUGUGUUUACUUAAGUGGAGACCUGUGCAGCCUCCUCUACCUCGGAGGUCUACCUUCGAACUACACCUUGUUUUUGACAAAUGAGUGAGCAGAAAGCACCUGCGCUUUUAUUGUUUUAUACUUCGUCUUCAAUUUGAAAUCGUAGUCAUUGUCGUCGUAGCUACUGUAAAUCUGUCCGUCUUGUACAGCUAGGCAGGAGUUUGAACCUCGUAAAACAUCUGUUGAUUCUAGCUCUCGGCCGUUCAUAAACAUGUAAGUGGAUCUUUACAAGUGCCCGAAGAGAAACAGAAUAUCACUCGAGCAGAGUUCAGCAAAUGCGCCGUGUCUCCCUGGGGUGUAAUUGGACUGUGCUUGGCCGGCUUUGGGUAUCCACCGGGUUCCUCUUCAAAUAGCGGGUCAUGUGGCCGGCGUGACCUUUUCCGUGGGGAGACGUAGGUGGGGAGCGGUGUGGUGCUGCUGGAGAAGCACAGUGAAGCGGAGGGAGGCCAUGUCGGUCCGUAACACACUUGCUGUGGGCAUGUGUGUGGUCCGUGCUUUUGUGCAUGUAUCUAUGAAAAGGGCACGCAGAUGUAUUAACGCUCUGUGACAUGAAACGUUAACAGAGGGGAGCUCAGGGGGUAAAGUGGCCAUGAACAGGCUUAUAGAAGAGGCGAUUUACUGUAGAUUAAGACUUUGAGAUAUACACGGUGAAAAGCACGCACAACUAAAACCUAGCUGCUGCUUUCUGUCUGAUAGGUGGGAGUUUAUUUAUAAAAGCGCACAGGGAAUUGUCAUCUUAUCUUAGCCAUUUGUCAGCUGCGCGACAAGAGGUAUUUGAAAAGACAACAACAAGGCUUAGCGUCAGGAACGGCUGGCAAAGGAUCCUGAUGUGAGGAGAGAAAAAAAAACAAAGGAAUCAGAUAAGGAACUGUUCGAGAUAUUUGAAUAUAUAUUUAUAUCUUCAGCUAUAUAUAAACUAUAAAAACUGACCAGGAUUGAGGAGUGAAGUCUCUCAUAUGCUCUCCUUUAAAGGCCAUAGUUGUCAUCCUCCAGUUUGCUUUGUAAUUAAUGAUUCACUACACAAGCGGAAGAAGUGUGAGUUUGUGCCGAGACAGCAUCGGCCAUCUUGUCUUGCUUUGUCAUACUGUAUUUAUGUGUCACUUCCACUGAUUAUGCUUACUCACAAGCUAUAAUUAUCCACCUUAGUAUCUCCAAAAUGAGCCCCCUUUCUCUUUCUCCUUCAUAUUCAGCUCACUGUUCCUUACCCGUCUUCUCCUACUCCCUUUCUAUACACUUAUCUCCCUUCCUCUCCAUUUCCUCCUCCCUCUUGCUCUUUUUCUUCCCUCUUUAUCUUGUUCUUUAGCCGUUUCCUCCCUCUUUCCCUACGCCCUGGUACUGUUUAUGAUUUGCCACUCUUCUUCUACUCUUUCCUACCGCUCCCUCUUUCUUCAUCCGGCUCUCACUCACUCCCUUGCCCGUUUUCGUCCCAGUAGACGGACUUCUUAUCCCUUAUCACGCCAUACGUUGAAAGCAUGACCCUGAAAUCUUUGACAGAAGGGCCUUUUAUGGUCAUGGGAAGAGUCCUAAAGACAGAAGCGAGCCAGGCAGAACGGUAACCAGGGGGAACUUGGACAACUGAGUGCCCACAGCCUUUUUGGCUGGCCAGCGAGAGUUAGCCAUGCACGGCCAAACCACUCAAGACUGGCUUAAAAAGGUGGUUGAUAAGUUUUAAAAGCCUGUUAGUAAGCUCCUUUUGGAUUAGCCGAGUAAUAGCUUUAUUGUCUGUUGUUUGACUGGAAUUUUAUGCUUACCAGGAAAAGAAGAUUAGCUUUCUCUCUUGUCAAUCCAGAUCAUAGAAAAGUCCCCAUUGUAGUAAUCCAGAUUGUCUUCAUUCUGGUGUAGUGUGAUCAGUUCAACAUGGGAGAGAUUAGCUGAUGGCUUUUUAAAUUGAUGGAUUAAUCAGCAACUUUUAGUAUUAUUAAAAAAUAGUCUCACAAUCCCAAAGCUACUAGUUCUUUUGUUUGUGUAGAAUUCAAUCAAAAAAAGGAAAUACUUUAUCGUCUUUGCAUGCAAAAGGCAGAGGUAACAUAUGAACACAAGGAUUAAUGUGUGAAGUAAAGGGGUGGUCAUGCAAACUUGAAUCCUGACAUGAAGCAGGAUGAUCUUGACUCACCCUGCAGGGAUUCUAAUUUGCAUAACCACCCCCUUUCACUCUAUAUUCUCCUGCUCAUUCACGAUUCAGCUAAUGCAACACUUAAUAACGUUUCCUUAGCGACAGAUUCGUAUCAGUCUACUCGAGCUGAAAAUUAACAUGAAGCUAAACAUGUUAAUUCACAUUAAAUUCGAAACAUUAGCUUGCUAAUUGGUCGGAGGUAAUGUUCGACAAGGUGAGCAGGACUUGUGCAGGAAUAUUCAUGUUGACUUCUUUGUCAUUACUCCACUCCUGUCUCUGCCGUUGCCUGGAUUGCAGGACAGGAUUUCGCAUUAAAACAUGUCUACUUUGUGUUUAGCAAAAGUGGAGGUGAAAUGCUGUGAAAGUGUUGCCCUUUUUGUCGCUCUUUAUCACUGUUAUCAUGAGGUUUAAGCCAAUAGAUCACAGCUGGAUCAUAAACACGCUCUAAACACCACAUACGCUUAAUAAAAACCAGAUACAAGAGAAGUAACUCUAAGUAGGGAACCAGAUUCUUCAAAAGUAUGCAUUUUAUCUUCUUAUUGGGACUUAAAUUGUAUGAUUCACUCCUUUUUAAGUGUGUAGUCUUGCUUCAAACCUUAAACAAAUCUCUAAUUGAACUGUAUUUGAUGCUGAAAGUCAGUUUAUCUGUGGAUAAGUCAGUAAUACUUAAUGAUUCUAACAGGCAAAAUCACUGAAAGAAUUUGAAGUUUAAUUUAAAAGGUAUUACAAAUUAAGAUGUUAAGUUGAGCAUUAAGUGGAGUUAAAGAUAUGAAACAUGCGUCCCGAAGUGUCAAAGUUGAGAGUGAAUAAUCAUUAUUGGCAGUCCUAUAAAUGGGAACUUAAAGUGCCGUCACUUCGACUCACAAUGAGGAACAGCUGCAUAUAAUGGGAACAUAUUAGCAGAAGGCUUACGUUUCCUCGUGUAGACACAAAGCAUGACCGAGUAUCUGCUGUUGUUUUUGUCUCCACUUGCUCGGGACACUCUAACCCUCUGCCCACCCAACCCUCUAAACCAAACAGUGUAAGGUGUCCACUCGGGCAGGCGGCAACAAAAGGGAGUCCAGGAAAAGGCAGGGGAGGACUUGGCCGAUUAGUUCACGUUAAUGAGCGCUGAGGAAUGUUAAGUCCAUUCACCAGGAGUCAUCAGAUAAGAGAAAGGAAGAAGAGAGCAAGCUGCUAUGAGGGAUUUUGAUGAACUCUGAGCUGACAGCCAAGAAGUCGCUCUUUUCGACGACAUCUAAAUAACACCUUGAGGGUUUUUUUUUGUGACGUCUUUUCCAGUCUACGUUUCAAACAAUGGAAAGUGUUAAAGUGUGAGGAAGAAAAGAGCAAGAGCAGGGGGAAAAACACGGUGAAGUGGGCGCUUGCUUGCCUUUCCUAGGUCAUUUGUUUUAAAUGUCUUUUAAAGGUUAACCUGUUGGAACAUUUACAGGCCCUCACUGAGCCGUAAUUGUUGCUCAAAAGCACUUAUGGGACAAAGAGAGAGAGAGACAGAAAAACGAAGAAACUCCAAACAAAGUCGAGUCUCGAUGUUUGGAUUGUGCUCAACCUCAACAGCUGACCCUUGACCCGCACAAUGCCCCGUGCCUAACCCGUGACCUCUCACCUUGUACGUGAAACCGGACCCUUCAAAGUCUGGCGAUUAACAGACAAACGGAGUCAUCCAUUUAGGGUCGUUUGACACCUCUUGAGGCCCUGCAAUCUCUCACUCCUCACAUUCGCUGACACAGAAGAUGAAAAAAAAAAGAAAAAAAAAAACCUUGCGAGGAUGAUGGAGAGCGAUGCCAGCACUGAGCAGUGACAAGUCAGAUAGCAGAGGAGUGUGGGAGUCUGUCAGUUAGACUGUUUUUAAUAACGCAGCGCUCAACUGAUGCAAGAAAACUCAACUUGCCCUGAGCUCAUGCAGGCUUAUGGGUAGACUUUGAUUCUAGAUCGGGCACACUGAACCAAGACUUUAGAAGCAACUUGUGCAAUUAAAUAUUUCUUCUCAGCUAUUUCUGGUUUGGACUGUAUAAAACGAUGGACAGUGUGACUACUGCUAGAGUCAAAAGUGAAACCAAAAUCCACUUCUGGGGUGCAGGUGAUGAUAUUUAGUGUCAGAGUCUGUGCAAAAGGAUUUAGCUUGUGCAGCGGAAGUAUUAAUGUCUCACGCGACACGCUUACAGAGAUGCAGAUUUCACAUUAAUAAAGAACGAUAAAAAUCCCUCAGGUCAACACUUUUGUAGUUGUUCAUAUUUUCUGAUUUAAACAAUAUACUAAAGCCAAGAUACGAUGGUUUGCUAUUCAAUACAAGGACCAUAUUGGAUUAUUUGAACAUGCAAUAUGAUUCUGUGAGUAAUGAAUGAAUACUUUUAUUGAAACAUUUAAACACAUGCUUAAUAACUAUCCUUGUAUCUUGGAAAAUGCAAUUAGGGUAAGGUCAGGUUGUUGUUUUUUACCAGAACAAACUAUUCCAAACUCUGAUUUAAACAAAACUUUUAAUAUUACUGUCAGAUCAGUAUGUUGGGUGAUGAUCGUCACACACACAUUGAUUGAUCAUGACAUCCAUCCAUUUUCUGUGAUGGCCCCUCAAUCACCUUAGGAAAAUGACAGCUUUGAAGCUGCCUGUUAGGGUGUGGUAUGCUGUAUCUUAGGCUACGUUCACACUGCAGGUUAUGAUGCACAAUUCGGAUUUUUGUUAAAUCCGAUCUUUUUGUGCCGUUGCUCGCAUUACAACAACGAAUGCGGCAUCUAAUGUGAAUGGAAUGCGUCUGUAAAGUGACCCGCAUGCGCACAAAGCACAAAGUGCUUUGCAGGGUGAACAUAAGCUCAGUUCUAAACUUUGGAUCAUGGGUCAUUAUGGUCCCAUAUCUUCACAGAUAAAUCUAGCAAUGGAUGUCUUGAUAGCUUCAGCUGUUUGUGAGGGUCUGAGUAAUGUUGCUGGUGAUGCCUUAGACUUUAUCUUCUUUCCAAGUGUGGGGAUAUGCUGCUUUUCAUCAGGAGUUUUAGAUUUGAUCUACUUCGGGGUAGCUGGCUGUGCUGCUGCUGCAGAAUAUGCAUACUCGAUAAACAGCUACUGAUUUAUCAAGGACACCACCUGUUUUGCAAAGGCCAAACUGUGUUCACUCUGAAGGCUUCAAAUCAGACGGUUCCGCAAAACAUCCCGAACAGGAGAAUGAUCUUGAUACAUACCUUGGUUUUCUUCACUAUUAAAAGGGCUGAAAUAGGACUUCAUAGCCAACAUUUGUUCUGCGAAAUAUUUGAGUUUCCCAGUUUUAAAUUGACAUUGUUAUUAAUAAAGCCAUCAUUAAAACCCUUUCCCUCCAAAAAAACAGACUAUAUCUUGUAUUCCAUUGCAGUUUUUAUUCUGAAUUUUACAGAAGUUAAAACAUAACCUCUCAGGAAAAUUUACAAGUGUGCAUAAAUCAGUGUGAUAAGGACAAAAUAAUGGUCUAAACCAUGUAAGAGAAAAACUUCCUUGGAGUGCAUUUUGAUUACAAAGUUUGACCCAUGCCCCAUCUGUUAACAUGGGGGGGAACAGGAUUUAUAACCCAUUCUGCAGCCAGCUAGCUUAAUGCUCUGGCUUCACUUUUGGGGAUGUAGCACCGUCCAUUUAUUUAACCAGCCUGUGGCACAAACGCAUUACAAUAAGCCACUUUCCUUUCUCUUUGAAGGCUUCAAGGUUAAAGCCUCGUCCUGCCACAUCUGGGUCGAAGGCCUUCUGUCUAAUAACUUGGCUGGCGGACACACACACUCACGUACACACACACCGAAACACAUAGUAAUCAUCUCACAUCGCGCCAAGGUCAUGUCCCUCAUUUCAGCCAGGAAUGAACGGUCAAAAAAGCUCUCAAUUAAAGUCAGGGCAAAUAUCUCCGAAAGUCACCUAGAGUAUAAUGAGGCAUUUCAGGCAAUAGGUGUUACAGAUUUUAUAAGUCUGCGAUGCAAGCUGAAUAGAAAUGACACAUGAACAAGCAGCCAGGACAUUUAAUUAGACAAAUCAAGCAGCUUUUAUAACAGCUGACAAAUUGCUUUCUGUGCUGGAGAGAAAUUAAGAUGCCUUAAUGCAAGUUUUCAGUGGUGCUCCAGUCAGUCAGUGCUUGUUUGACGCGUCAUGACAUCUCAUACUUGAGUGGAGGGUUGGUCUCAUUGUUUCACACUUGUGAGAUUUUUACUGAACAUGACUUUAAGGAUUGAAGUAGGAAAAAAAAGAAAAAUCAUGUCCCCUGGCCGGUAUUUUUAGCAUCAGAUGUUCAUUUCUAAAUUUAUCUUUCUUUGUAAUUUUGCUUCUUCAUCAGGUUCAUUUAAAGAUCAUUUUGGUUCAUUACAACUUGGAUCUUAUUUUUCAGGUUUGGCUGUCUUCUUCCCUUUCUGUAGUGUUAUUCUUGAGUGAAGUGGAUAGGAUUUCAAUAGAGAAGGGAGAAACAUGAGCAAUCAAACUUGUAUGAAACUUGAUGCUUGUAUUGUUCUCAGACAAGCAAACGGGAAGAAACAAUUCUUAAGGUCAGCCAGGCUUAUUAAGAGGUUAAAAAACAUCAGUAAUAUGUUGAAAGAAGUUAUCCAAAGAAGACAUUGACAUUUAUAUCCUAUUUUAAAUCAAGUCAGUUGAUCAAAUAUUGUUUUUAUAGCCCCAAGUACUAUCAAAACCAGGUUAAAAAACCGUACCAUUUUGAAUACCACAUACAGAAACCCAACAUUGAGUAAUUACCUGGCAAGGCAGAGACCUUGAGCAGAACCAGACUCACUGGCGGACAACCAUCUUCCACUACAGGACUGUCCAUUUUUACAAUAUUAUUAUAAUUAUUGAUUCUUUCUGACUUUUGGUUUUAUACCCAGAGUAAGUGGUCUAGAUGAUCUGUCAGUGUGUUUAGGGUGUCUGUGAUUCUCUAAGAGGUUGAAUAUCCUUUCUCCGAGGCCCUUUUUUUCAAUAUCUGUGUCUUCCUUAUUUAGCAGCAUGUUUGUUACAUUAUUUAAUCCAUUGUUUUACUGCCACCCAAUCUUUAGCACAUGUGAAGCUGCCAAAAAAAAACUAUUUGACAAAUAUAAACAUUUCACUUAUUUUGAACAAAAAAUGAUGUUUAGAUAUCAGACAAAUUUUUUCAUCUUCUCAAGAGUAAGGAUUUGUUUCUGUUCAUCAAAUAUUUUUAGAUUUGAUUCACUGGUUUGACAAAAGAAGUCCUCUUGUAAAUUAAAGAUUCCCCUCCCCCCACUGCCAAUACUAUGAUAACCAUCUUCAACAACUUUUUUUUGCCAUUUCAAAGACUAAACAGUGAAUGAAUUUCUUUUGUAAGUAGUCUGAAAGAUUAAUUGAUUAAAAACAAUCAUUGAUAGUUGAAACCCCGGUCAUAAGAUGUGUGGUGUGAAAAUUCAGCCUCUUGUGAGUCAUUUUAUCACUGAAUUUACCAAAAAAGAACAAUAAAACUGUAGACGGAUAAAACAGAAUAUUAAAAGCUAAUGUAGGGAACAAGUCUGAGUUGAUUUUGCACCCUUUUAACUCAGUGGUACUUUUUAAAUUUUACACGAUUUUACCCUCACACAUACUUUUUGGCAGCUGUUUCUAACUAUGACAGUAAUUCUAUCAAAAUACCCAAACUUUAUGGGGAUACACUCAUUUGCUUUUUUGCAAUUUCAGUCUAUUUCAUAACCACACGGAGUCCAUAUUCUUGUCAUGUCUGGACUUUAUGAGAAUGAUAAUCUUUGCCGAAGCUACUGUGAGUCAAAGUGCACCGCUACCAGAAACACCUGAUAACUUAGGAACACAUAUUAACACAAGAAGUGACACAAAACAGCCACAAAAGCUUCACAAACCAACACAAUAUGAAACAGCUAUUCUUAAACAACAUAGUCUUGUGUUUCCUGAGUCGAUUUGAAGUGAUAACUGGCUAACUUUACAGGCAUAAAAUAUAUUAGACUAUAGAGAUAUUAGAUAGAACUAUAUAUGCCAACAGGAUGUUAAAGCAGCCAUAGUAAGGUAAUAUCUGUUUGUUGUAGAUCUUGCACUUUUCUCACAGAGAGAAAACAAAAUCUUGAAAUUUUAAAAGGUUAAUGAAAAGUUUAAUAUCUUCACCUUGGAAUCUAGGGAGCCACAGUGUAUUUUGCUCACUUUUUGGACCACCAAAUGUCUAAAAACAAACAAAAUUAUGAAAAUAGUAUUCAGCUGUUAUCAUUCGAGGAAGAGUCAUCUCUGUAAGUUAGACCCAAGUGAUGAUACAGCAGAGUUUGUUCUUCGAGUUGAUACGUCGAUACGGUCAUUAAUAGCUGUUAUGAGAGGAGAUCCCUCCCCUCCCUCUCCAGUCUAAGGGUGGCACCAACAAACCUUCCAGGUGCAAUGAUAGAGUAUCAAUAAGGUGAUGACCUCACCCACUGCUUGUGGAGUCAAGGAUCUCUGAUUAGAGGUGCAUUGAUCCCCUGGGAUUUGCUGCAGAAGUGGCCUUAAUAGGAUCUGAUGUUUUUGGCCCGGGGCUCCACGCUCUGCUGUGCUCCGCUAAGGCGUUGCCAGGGAACUGUGCUGGUAGCCGGCUGUGAGGUGCUCAGCUGGCUUCUUGUAGGUAGGGACUGCUGUUUUUGAUCGCAGCCUGACUUCUUGUUGGUGUGCAAGCACGCCAUAAAUGGUCAAUGAUUCAAAGGCCCAUAGCAGGCGUCGCAGCACUAUGGAAAUGCAGGUAUGUGACUCACAAUAGAAACGAUAAAACGGUGCCCCUAAAACUCAAUAAAACAAUGGCAGAGAGUUUAUGAAUACGCAGAAUCCUCCUAACCCUUGCCUCGACCUUCGGUGCAGUUUACAGCAUCGUGAAACUCCUCUCUUUGCUCAGCAUUUACAACUCUGCCUAUUUUCGAGCGAGUCUUCUCAGAGCAACAUAAAUAAAGGCUGAUACUGUAAUCAAUGGCAGAUGUCUGCAGGAGAGAGCCGAUGACACGUUUGCCUGUGAGUCAUCCCUCAUCCGACGCGAGCAGUCAGCUCCACAACCGGACGGACACACGGCAAGACGAUCAUAUAUCACAACAGUCGACGUCAGGAAGUCUCAGGAAUGAGGUCCGACACAGCCAAGAAUGUGCCAUUGUUCGGAGCGUGUAGAGGACUCAUUGUUUUGCGUGUCUGCAUGUCCAGAUCUCAAGUAUCUCUUAGAGGACAAAAGUCAAAUCAGGGAUGAGAUAUCAUGUGACUUGACGAAGGAGAGUUAGAGGACUUGAUUUGCACCAGUUUCCUGUUUAAGAAGAAAUAUAUUUGAGACAUCUUGCAGCUUUAUUUAAUUAUGAAAUCCAGUUUUCAUAUUUAGGAAUUUAUUGCCCAAUAAAAUUACAAAUAUUAGUCUUAUUUGCAUAACAUUUCUCAAAAAAAACCAGAAUAUUAGUAUGGGAAACAAAGUGGACAUAAUGAUCUCUUCUGCAGGAUGUGACAGAAUUUUCUGCCUUUAAAUGCAAAGUUUCCGAUAAACAGCUAAUAAUUUCCACAUAGUCGAAGUUGCGUGCUGGCACCACCAGCCUUAUUGCAGUGAACACAACCACACUACAAGAUGCCACCACUCAUCUGAGGUUGUUUACAUGAAGGUAGUAGAGCAUUAAAACAUGGUGCCAGAAGCCAUGACCCAAGGUAGCAGCUCUGGCUAAUGGAUGGGGCUCUGCUUCAGCUAAGACUGGACAUAUAAUAAGCAUUUCUAUCCUAAAAUAAUACAAGUAUUACAUUAAUAAUGCAUUGAUGAGCUUUCACAUGGAGUUUAGGCCAGUUACUUGCAGUCAAAUAACCCUGAUCUGAAGAUAAUGCCAGUUACAAACAGGGUCCUGUUUGUCAUCUACAGGGGCAUAAAAAAUUGCAGGAUCAGUCAAUAACAUAACAAAACCCAGGACUAGUUUUAUAUAUUUUUAUAAGACAACAUAAAAAGUUUCUUUAAUAAUACUAUAGGUUGGGUGGAUAGUGCAAAACAUGAAAAAAAACACUAAAACUGAGAAAUUUAAAGAAAUGAAAAAUAUUUGUUCGCCAAUGUUCAAUCCUUUAAGUCCUCGAGCCCCCACUGUCCUGCAUGUUUUGAAUGUUUCCCUGCUCCAACACACCUGAUUCAAAUGAUUAGCUCGUUAUUAAGCCAUUACAGAGCUUGAUAACGAGCUCAUCAUUUGAAUCAGGUGUGUUGGAGCAGGGAAACAUCCAAAACAUGCAGGACAGUGGGCCUCGAGGACUGGACUUGAGAACCGCUGCUUUAAGUGAUACAUUUUUAAAGUAAUUAUUUCUAGCAUUUAUUGAAUAUAGUUUGUAGUUAUUUCUGUCAGAUUGGGUUUCCAACUUAAACACCUUAUUGGAUUUGUCGUUUACCCUUUGUUUUGACUCCUGCUGUCUGUUUUACCACCACUCCAUUAGUCUAAUCUUGCUCAGCAGCUGUCAGUGACUGGCCUUGCUUGUGUCUGAUUGAUACCAUCCUGUCCUGACUCUUUGUUCCCGGGUGACUCCGUAUAAGGAGACCCUCUGCGAGAGUUUACUUAAACAUAACAGCCAGAGACAGAGCCCAGUGACAUCCCCGCGGGGGGUACAGCUCAUCUCAGAUGAGAUAAGAUAAGAGGUGAAGGUGAGAAAGUCGUCAAGGUGAGAUUUGUUGGCUGGAUGGCUGGUUUGGCACUCUCCAGCCAUCACUCGCCCAGUUGCUAAGCUUCUUUGUUUGUGUGCUGCUCUGCCUUUGGCAUCAGUGGUGCGGAUCAGGUUACAUGUGGGAAUGAGGUGUAGUGUUGGUUCAGCAGUUCCUUUGUCUCCCGAGUUGUGAAUCUUCGACUCAAUGAAUUAGGGACCUUGAAAUCGGCUGUGUGUAAUGCAUGCCUACCAUUUUAUCCAAAAUUCAGCCUUAAUUGAAUCACAAUUUCAGAUAAUUCAAUUAUCCUUCCAAAUGCGCUAUCAUGGUAUUGAUGUGGGUGUGUGAAAUGGAGUUGCUCUGAUGCACAGUCUAUUGUUUGAUUUUGCGAUUUCUCUUGUGCGCCAAAGUAAUUAUUCUCUUGUAUCACAUCAACUUUAAUUAUAUGAUAAUUUCAGGUAUGAGGCGUGAUUACUGUCUGUUGUGUUGCCUCAGAUGUCUUGGUGUCACUUCAUCAAGAAUAGUGAGGAUAUUUCACGUCUUGGCAGUUUAUUUAAGCUCAACAGCACUAAAAUAUAAGCUGUCGCGUUAGCACAAAACAAAUGUUGUCGUCUAUAAAAAGAAAUCAACCCCCAGUCUUUAUAAAGCGCAGACUCAUCUAUGAUUACAUGUAACAACUUCCCCGUUUCAUCCCUCUUAAAAUGUAACCAGAUCUGCAUUCAUACGUUGUGACUGGACGCCUCAGCACCUGUGUUGUGUUGUGCUGCUGUGUCUGUGUUGACUAGAGGUUGCCAUUGGUGUUAAUGUGUCUCAUUGGUUGACAGAUUUGCCGCUGUUCACACAAACCUUCCGUAGAGACGGCAGACAGGUUACUCAUUGUGUAACUUGACAGGCUAACACAGACGUGUGUGUAAAAAUAAACCCAGAAAUCAGACUUUUUGCCUCUUGUAAUAUUGAAACCACAACAAUAACGAUCUUGGGAUUUACCAAAGAGUUAUGUCAGAAGUAACGCGCUCAUUUAGCUGACUCAUGUCCAGGUUUGGUUUGCAUGCACACAUAGUGCUUGCUCCUUGUUUCAUUUUAGUUUUCACGCUUAUCUUUCCACUGUUUACUUAUUUUGCUUUGCUUCCCAAACUGGUGGCUCCAUUUUUAUGACAAAUUAGCAUGUAUUUAUUACUAUCUCUUUUUUAUUUCCUUCUAUUUACAAGAGAAACCCAGUUAAAUGAGUACAAUCUGUACCACUAGGAAGCACUCAGUCAGAAGAGGUAGUAUGACAAGCUACAUGGCAGCCCAGUGACACAUUAUAGCUUGAUGACUACUGUCCUCUGUAAUAGAUGUUCGCAUCACAAGAGGAUAAAGAAAGAAAGAGAGAGUGGAGAGAAAGUUCCUCUGGUGGUUGAGACAGGAUGGAAGUAACUCUAACAGAGCUACAGCAUUUUUGUUUACACCUGCGCAGCACAACACUCAAGCAUAACAAAAGUACUGGAGCUGCUGCCCCAGCUAGCAGCAGGUGGUCAUGCUGUAACUCCCUGAAGUCAACAACACUUAAGAAAAAUACAGUGAUGUGCUAAGUAGCCAUUUAGAAACUAAAAGUUAUACAUGACACUUUCAGAUGCACACAGAUAUAUAUUUUUAUAUAAGAAGCAGGCUUGAAGAAAUACAGUGUUAGCUGCACCGUUUACCCAAAGUUUCCAAGCUUUAUUUCAACUUUAUCCCAUUUGUCCGCACAAAGCACACCCCGUGUAUCUCAAACCCACCAAUGUCAUCCAGUUUUUUUAUCUUCAAGAGUUGAGAUUGAGGACAGAGGUGAAACUUGUAACUUGAAAUAUAGGCUUUAGAUUGUGAUUUCAAAAUAAUUGAACAUUGAGAUUUUUCCCUCUGAAAGUAAAGCUUCCAGCUGAAAACUCUCUUUUGACAACCCUAAAUUUUCACUGCACUACACCUGUCAUUUUGUUGUCUAUCAACAACCAUAGUAGCGAUAACUUCUUUGCCUGAAAAUACAUUUGUAGUCUCUCUCCUGUUACUCCCGCUGCGGUUUUUUCCACCUUCUCUGACUCAGUGCGGACCUCGACAAUUAAAUUCUCUUUUAGUCUCUCUCCACCAGCAUAUACAUUGUAAUUCCCCAGCAACGCCAGCUCAAGUUGCAAGUUGAAAAGUUCAAAUGUAAAACAGAGGCCAGAGCUGUGAGGGAGUAUUGCCAUAAAACACAGCAGGCUGUAGAUUACACGGGAGAACACAAUGCGCUCGCUGUGAGGAGGUGUGUGUCUGAUAGGGUGUGCAGGUGUAUUUGCCGGGCUGAAACACAUACUUAUCAAGGAGUGAAAAGUCUAUCUUUGAGUGUAAAGCCAACCCGGAGAACAAUUUAACCCACGCUCAGUGUCCUUUCCCUCAUUACCUCAUCUGUACCUGUCAUGUAUUCAAAGUGGCUAUUAAUAACUGGUGGAGGUUAAUGAAAAAUACAUGAUCUCUUCCUGUCUUCCUCAGGUCCGAACGCUAUUUGUCAGCGGGCUUCCACUGGAUAUUAAGCCGCGGGAGCUCUAUCUCCUGUUCAGACCAUUUAAGGUAUGUUUGUAUGUUUUAAAUGGAUGGGCUGCAGCUAUUCUUAGCUGCUUUUUUCUUUCCAGCAGUCAAUGGGACCUCCAUUAAUGGUGAUGAAAUAAACGGCAAUGGAAACUCUCCCGUGUGGUUCAAGUGUCUGUGUUCCUAAAGCUGAGGUUCAAUCACAUCUUGAUCCAUGGGAAGUUUGUGUAUGUGUGUACAUGUCCGUAUGAGUGUGGGUCAUGGAAAAAUGGCCAGCUGCCUGCAACACAAAAACAAAGCUAUUCGCUCCACUUCAGAAACUUCACCUUGUUACAGGCUCACAUAGAGACCUGGAGUUGAGUUCAGGUGAAUACAUGAAGGUAGAUGCUGCGAGCCUUUUGGAUCGCUGCCCUUGAAUAAUGCACUUUAAUGUGGCAGCAGCAGCAGCAGCCCAGUUUAAGUGAAUAAUGGGACAAUGCCAUGCAUCUGUCUCUACUUCGAGUAAUGCUCAUGGCAUGUACUCUUAAGUACAUGUUUUUAAACAUGAGCAGUGUGGUCGUAAAUCUUAAUUAGAUCAGACACGACGAUCAGUCUGGUUUUUGUCAGAGCUUUUAAAAACAAGAAACAACCUAGCUCAGACCUUGAAAGUUAAUGUCUGUUCCUGCCUUUGUUGGUAUUUUUGCUCACUCAGAAUUUUUUUGUAACUUCAGAAAAAUAUCUCUUUGUCCUAUGCUAUUGUUCAUACGAAUGUCUCCUACAGCUAAAUCACAGCGCCCCCCUGGUGGAGAUGUGCUCACACUACAUUUUACGGCCCAUAAGGACUUUUUGAAACUUUAUGUUGGUAAAAUUUUCAAAACUUGAUUAAAGUUUGUAUCGUGAUCCGUCCAUAUAAAUUCAGAUGAAUUUACAUUGGACUGUAGCUUUGCUGCAGUUGCCCCCUGCUGGCAAUGUCCUUACACUACAUUUUACGACUCGAAAAAAACUUUGGAAGUGCCUUUUUAAUUUUUAAUUUACAUGAAUUUAAUCGAAACUUUGCAAAUAACUACCGUAUUUUUCCCACUAUAAGGCGCACCUGAUUUUAAGGCGCACCAUCAAUGACGCAUCUAUUUGCGUCUAUUUUCAUACAUAAGGCGCACCGGAUUAUAAAGCAAAUUAAGCCAAACAAAACAGUCAAUAAUUGCACAAGGCCACGGUAGCUGCAGUGUUCCAACGAGCCAAAAGGAUUUUAGGUGCGCCUUAGAGUGCGAAAAAUACGGUAUCUCUCAUGGCUAGAUUGCUGCUGCCCCCUACUGGCAGUUUGCUUACAUUGCAUUUAACGGUGCAAAGUUAAUAGAUGUAAUUCAUGAAUAUGCAGUAUAUUUAAACAAAAAACAGGAAGCUCUGAGAAAGAAUUAAGACCUCUACCAUCACUAACGAAUGAUUAAAACAUGAUUUAACAAAUUAAUUAAACAAAGUAAGAAGAAAAAAUAUUUACCAAGGGUUAAUCAUUGGUGACCUUGUAAUAAAAAAGCAGCUUUUUAUUGUUUUCUUCGACUUAUUCAACACUAUGCCAACCUUAUUUCCUAAAACAUUAUAUUUCCCUCCAUCAAGUUCAAGUUUUAUUUUUACCAACAGAAACCCUAUUUUCCAAUUCUGACUUUUUCUCUCUCUUUUCACAGGGCUAUGAAGGCUCCUUGAUAAAACUCACUUCCAAACAGGUGAGCUGCAUGACACAUCGAGCGCUGUGUUUCUAUACAAAGCAACUAAUGAAUGAUGGCAUCAGACAGUCUUUCAUAAUGCUGUCACUGUUGACAUUUCUCACCCAUUUGCUCAUCAACACCUUUAAUUUCUUUGUCUCUCCUUUGUCCCCUUUCCUUCCCUCUUGCGGUUACUGGCUUAUUGACUGUGAAGGAUUAGCACACUUUGUCAGGAAGUACCUGGAAUAGGAAAAAAAAAACUUUAUUUUGGGGGGAGGGAAGGGAAAAGAUUUGCACCAACUUGCCUUUGGCAGUCGGGUAGUACGCUUGUAGUCGCAGACAGUCGACUCCGGUGGGAAGUGUGGGGAUGAGGAGGGAGACGGGGAAAGAAUUUUUGAGGUGUCAAAGCAAAGCGUUUUGACAAGAGCAGAACUGACGCUUGAGUUUAGCCUCGAGGGGCGCGGGACUGAAAAUGAGCUCAGCUGGCAGGUGUCCACAUCCAGACUUGAGCAAUUUAGCUUCAUGUCAGUGUACUUAUUACCACGUUACACUGUUUCCCAUAAAGACAUGACAAGCUCAUUAGAAGGGUUUAGGGCGAUUUAGACCGAGUAUAAUACCUCUAAAACUAAGAACAAAGGAAUGAUUUUUUUCUUUCCGGUGGUAAAAUCCUAUUGCUUAGUUUGGGACUUUCCCUUUUUUCGUGUUUCAUUGCAGUUGCAUGCUGUCAAAAACUUUUAUAAGCCAAUUAGUGACUAAACAGACUUUUUUAUAUUUACACUUUAUUAUACCGUGUCCGGGCUUGCAAACAAAGAGUGAUCAACCUGUCUUUUCUCUUGUUAAGUUAAUUCAUCCUUGAGUCUAUAAAUUAGCGCAAGUAAUUUUGGAGAUGUAUCCCUGUUUCCCCGGUGUGAUCUCUGCACACAUCAUGCAGGGCAGGUCAGGAUACAUCUGCAAAGUAACAGUAACUCGGGAUGCUGUCGAAACUAAUAUUUUGCUCUUCUCUCACAGGAGAAAGGUGUGUUGUUAGGAGCUCGAGAUGCAGUGAUUUUGUCAUUAACUGUUUUGGCUUUUUUGAGUCAUUCUUGGUAAAAUACCUGCAAUACAAAAAAAAAAAAUACCUGUCAAUUUUGGCACAAGUAACCAACUCUUUCUGUUCUCUUCCAUGAUGCCCUUUCAGGAGACUUAAAUGAAAAAAUUGCAAUAUAAUAAUAUGAUCACUGGUUGAUUAUUUAUCAUACAAAAUGGUGCAUCCCAACAGUCUUUCUGUCUGGGAAAAUAUUCAACUCAGACAGAGAGAGAAAAUAAGAAUAAACAACCAAAUUUCGUCACAUUUUCUGUCAAAAAAAGUGAAAAAAAAAAAAUCACUACCCUAGGAAGAUCCUGCUUGUGUGUGUUUUGCCGCAGGCUUCACCGUAAUGCGCAGGUGCACCUAAAAAUGUGGCUGCAGCUGUAACACUUUGCACCACUAUGAAAAGUCUAAGGAUAGAUAAUGUCACUGUGUUUACAAACUUAUGAUGGUCAUGAAAUAUUUGCUGAAAAAAACAGACUUAUUUCACAGCUAAAGCCACCUUAGCUUUCAUCUUAACUGCAGGUUUCCCUGUUUCUCAAUGUACAAAAUGUGCUCUGUGCAGUUUUUCCUCUUUGUGUAAUGAACAAAUGAGACGCUCUGCAGCUUUUCGUGCACUUUGCCCUCUCAUUGCACCUCCUCACCCUGCCUCAUAUUUUUAUAAUUGCCACCUUCCUCAGGCCAAAAGUCAGCUGAUGCUUUUACUCCUGUCCUACAGAGGGCUUUAACAUUCCUCCUGCCUGUCUUUGUUUUGAGCGACUCUCCCUCGCUAAUGACAAACACGAUGCAAAUCAAUCGAUCUCCCUCUCUCUCGCAGUCCGAGCUCCACACAAGCAUCUCCAUAUAUAGCAAGAGCCAGAUCUCAGACCUUUUGCUAUUUAUACUCCUGUUACACGUACUCCUUCUGACGUCUUCACUUAGUCCCUUCUUUUUUUUAAAUGUUUCUUCUCUUUACUCCCUCCUCCUCCUUCUCCUCCUCCUCCUCCUCUUUCCCCCUCAUGUUCAAAAUUCCCAUAACCCUGCUCUGCUUCUCCAGAUCACACGCAGCAGUGUGACCCCAUGGGAGCAGCAUGUUUGGAGAUUUUUCUCCUCUCCCCCACCCUCUCCUCUCCUCUCCUCCCAACAUCAACACACAGACACGCCUUUUUUUACUCCCGAAAAAAUGUGUAUUAUUUGUUUGUAGAUGCAAAACCAAACCAUCAUUCUUGUCGUUUUUUUCCCUUUCCUGUCUUUCUUCACCUUUACUUUUGUGGGCUCGGGUUUAAGAGUGAUGUCACCAGAGUAUAAAACAAGCGCAAGUGAAUUAGACGUGAAAAUAUUGCUUUGUUUUCCACUGACAGGCCCACUCUGAGGCCUCGCUGUCUUUCGUUUCUUCUCUUACCUUUAACCUCUACAUUCUCUUUUUCCUCACCUCCCUCCUCCUCGCGAUUUGUCUUCUUUUUCCCUCUCUAUCUGCCUCCCUCACAUGCACUUUCUCUCUCUCACAUUGCCCGUAUUUGGGCAUAGGGGAGCUGAAUGAUGAACUCUCCGUGCAAGCGUCCGUCCAGCCUCACUCUCUCCCUCUCUCUUCCCCUCUCUGUCGCCAAUGUUUUAUAAACAGGGUAAAAAAGAGGGAGACAGCAGAAAAAAACAAGAGGGGGGUUGCAGAUGAUGGGGGGAAAAAUGUAAAAAAAAAAAAAAAAAAAGAACAACAUGUCUAUGUCACCCAGACAGAAACGCCGACUCAGUUUUCUGCCUUAAACCAUGUUUCUUUUUCUCUUUUGUUCUGUCUCCUUGUCUCCCCAGCCGGUGGGGUUUGUCAGCUUUGACAGUCGAUCAGAGGCGGAGGCUGCUAAGAAUGCCUUGAACGUAAGUGUCAUGCCCUCUUCGUGCUCCAGCUCUGCACUUGUAUAUCUUGUGAUGACUGGGAACCGCAUCUCUGUCUGCCUCCUGUGCAAAUGCAUGUGAUACCUAGCGAAUCCAGACGGUUUUAUUUUGCAUUUCCUUUCACACGCAGAAAAGGUAGCAAAGUCAACAUAUCGCGGCUGCUCUACAUACUGUAUGUCUGAAUGUAUCCGUUUAAGUAAAUAAGCCGUCUUCUUAAAGCUUCGGCUGCAAGGUCAGGAGGAAAAUUAGCUCCUUCUCUACAUAUAAAUAGAAGAUAUUGAUCCAGGGUUUAAUUGUAAUCUCGCUUAUUUCAGAAAGUAGCUCAGUAGAAAGCCUUGAUGAGGGAGAAUCAAAUAUGAAACAGAGCCCGUCCUCUCAGGGUUUUAUUCAGCCCCUCUUAAAACAAAACAAAGCAAAGACAGCGCCGCUCUCACACAGCUUCAGUUUCCCAUUGUUGUUCUAACCUGUCUACGUAUACACAAGUUCUUCAGAGUUUUGGUUGAUCUCCUUGUCUCAGCUUUAUCAUCCUCCGUAAGAGGGAGCGUGACAACUACAGCAGACUCUGUCAACUUUUAGAUGUUGGGAUAUUGUUGCGCAUCAAAGGCACAAAGAGUUGAAGAAAGAUAAAAAUUAUCAUCUUAUUAUGAGCCAACAAUAGUCAGACUGUUUCCGUAGAAUAACACAGUGGGGCUGAGAAUUCGGCAGCGCUCUUGUUUUUUCGGGGAAAGCUACGUCCCGGGGGUCAUAUGGAGAUUUUGCGAACAUCUAUCUGCAUAUUGAAAUAUGGGAAAGACCAAAAAAAAACGAAAGGAAGGAGGGGAUUUGUUUCCCAGUCAUGGUACUUCUGCGAUAUUCCCCCUUCACAAGGAGCUUUUUCUUCCAGCAAAACACCACUACAACAAUUAUCACCCAAACAAUACAGGCAGAAGUGCAAAGGAAGUGUUAAGAGGCUAAAAAACGUUUCAAGAGAGGGAUUCAACACGGUUCAAACUGAGAUGUGCUCAGGCCUCAUUAUAUCCAUGUACCUUAUUAUACCUCUGCAGCCUCCACUGGCAGAAGCUGCGAGUGCACUGAGCCAAGGCAAUCCUAGUUAAUUCCCUCCCCUUCAUGAGAAGAGCCAUCCCUCGCUUGUUUCAGCUCAGCUCAGCCCGAGCCUGCAGGGAUGAUCAGCGCAGCUUCCCGCUCCCGUUCACUGCAGAGAACUUCACUCCUCGCUGCCUUUUUUUAUUUAACCAUCAUUGAUCUGACCCUCGCUGUUUUUCUGCGCCUCUCUUUUUUUUUUUUUUUCAAACAGACAAUCGAAUGAGGUUAAUUAGAGGGUGCUUAUAGUCGCUGGUGGAAUUCUUCCGGCCUUGUUGCUGCUUUUGGAGGCAAACAAAUAGCCGCUUUGUUUUUGGAUGAAGGGGACCUUUGUUAAUGUCACAUUCUGUGUUUUCCCUCAGGCGAACGUAAUCGACAAAGAAAAAUGAUUUAGACUGGAAGAGUACAUGUUGAGGUUUUCGACACGGGUUUAACAGAAAGCGAGAAUAACUGGUCUUUUUAUGUUGACAUUUCAGAAAUGCGCUUAAAUUUUCAGCCAUCUUUCAGCUGUGUGUCAUGGCCGAUGUUAGAUUUGAUACGAAGUUGCAGAGUUCGACUAGCAUCGUAGACAAACCUUUAAAUUUAUCGGAAUUUAUUAGGAAAAACUCAAACGUCCUCUUGCAGCUCAAGUGAUAAGUGCCCCACCUGAUACAUCCAGGUAUUAGCCAGGUCCCAUUUGACAAAAACUGAAAGUUAAACUAGAAAGUCAUGCAUGAGUACCAGCUUCUAAGUAGUCUAAAUUGCCUCCCUGCCACAUGAAAGAGAGCCUAUAAGUUUCUCCCAUUUAUUUUUAACAUGAUCACUUCAGUGGUGAAUGAAAUCAUUCAUUUUUUUUUCCAGGUUGUUUGGGGCAAUGUCUCAUUUCUAACGUCAUUGAGAGUCAUCAUGUGAUGUACUAAAACCACAGACACAAAGGCACCUCCCAAGGUGUUAACUCCUUGUAACCUUGCUAGAAAAACAAGGGACAUCUAAGAACUAGAAAAAUAUCUGUGUUAGUUGUUAAAUUUUAGGUAGAAGUGAAAUUUGGAGGUUGAAAGUGUAAUACUUAAUUUAUGUCACAUUUAACAUUUAAAAAGUGCCAACAUCCCAAAAUAUUGACACCAGAUUACACUCUUUUUACACAAUCUUGCAUUAUUUCCCCAUUUGCUAUCCCAAACCUGUAACUAGAUGUGUCCAACGAUAGGAUAAUCAAUAAUAAAUCGACUAAGGAUUUAUAAGAGUUUGAGAUAAUCCAUUACUUUGCCCAUCAACCCUGUUUUUCUGAGUUUUGGAGACAUUUCUGGAGACACUCAGGGCCAUUUUUAUCAUGCACCGGCCAAGGAUGCAUAUUCUUUGAUAAAAGCGCUUAAUUUAAGUCUGUCAAGAUAAAAAUAAAGUCAGCCACAAAUCCCUGGAGGCACUCAUUGAAAAAGAGUCCACUCAAUGAUCUUUAAAAUCCGCUCAGCCUUUAAAUGUGUGACAACCAAAGGCAACGCCAUUUUUAGACGCUGUUGUCAAUCAAAACAAAAAAAGAAUUAUGAGUUUCUUGUGACAACAAUAAGUGGGGUUCAUGGAUAUUUAAGAACCAUCUGCCUCUCCUUACAAAAAAAAAGAGUGUUAAUUUAGACACUAGGCUGGAAUUAUUGAUACCCACAUCAUGAACCCACAUUAUACUCCUAAAUUAUUCAAGACAGUGCUUCGGCUCUGUGUUGAACUCUGGAAGUAUACAGUAAAAUGCAUUAUGAAAGAGCAGCAAUGGAAAUUCAAGCUGAUAUAUUUAUUAACUUCUGCAGAGAUGCAAUCAGUGUCUGUGGACUGUUGCCAAUUGUUUGUAUAAUGAUUACGAAGUGAGGCUUUGGACUUUGGUUGUUGACUGAUCAUGCACAUCAUUAUCACCUAAAUUUAGAUUCCAUCUGAGGAUCAAAAUAUCCAAUAUUAACUUUUCAGGCUUUGUAGAUUGUCAUAGAGUUUAAUGCUACAGUGUAGGAGCUAAGUCGAUACUUAAAGCUACCGAGAUGCUCGACCCAGAGUAACCUGGUUGACGCGCCACGCUACUGAGUUUUACCAUGAGUUGUAAUGAUCAUUAAAAGUCCGUACACUGUUCCGCGGAUUCAGCAUACAAAAAAUUUAUUGGGAUGAACAUAACCACAUUUAUUUUGCAAUAGGUGUCAACACUGAACAAACAAGGAAAAUGCCGGCAGUUAGCACCACAACAGUCAAACACCUGCCCACAACAGUGACAUGGCUACCUUUAUCCAUGAGCCCCCAGAUAACAAGACAGUGACACCCAAGGCACAAAAGUGAACUGCAACUCAUAAUAUGUAUCACAGCAACAUAUUAGGCUCCUACAUACAGUAUGACUGAAUUCAUGACAGGUCAAUGGUAGAGAUAGUCAAUGGUAGAGAUAGUCGUGCUUUUUUAUCCAGAAGUCUAACUUUAAUCUACUCUGACUCUCUCGGUCAAUCGAUCAAUCACUCUUUGCUCAAACUUCUCAACGUUUUGGUCUCAGGGGGUGCGAUUCGAUCCGGAGAUCCCCCAAACUCUUCGGCUGGAGUUCGCCAAAGCCAACACCAAGAUGGCCAAGAACAAACUGGUUGGCACCCCCAACCCCCCUCCCUCCCAGCAGAGCCCCGGGCCACAGUUCAUCGGCAGAGACCCAUGUGAGUACUCCAACCACUUACCCGUCGGUCCCUGAGCUCGUCUAAAGUUUUGUCUGUGUUGCUGCUUUCUUUGGCCGGUAGUUUCUCCUGUUUUGAGUCGACUGGACAGCUGUUUCCCUUUGGGACUUGUUGUUUUUUGUAGAAAAGUGUUUUCAGCAAAGACUGUGAAAAUGGAUGCUGAUUUGGCGCCUUAAAGUUAUUACCCACCCUCUGGAAACAUGUUAUGACCACAUUUUUAGUAUCCGACCAAAAAGAAGCUGCUUUGAAAUCCGAUUCUGUGCACUUUAGUUGCCAUGGUUAAACUUGAAUAUAGAUCUCCUCCUGAAUGAAAGCUUCCCCCUACCUGGGUUAAUGAUUCAUAGAAAGUACGUGCUCACCGUUGGCUGCGUCUCUAAUUAUUCGGACUUUUCUAAACCUCUUGAGUUUAAUACCAGCUGUGUAUCGAAUUUACAAAUGCAGCUCUGUCCUUCUUCCCAUUUAAUCUAAUAUUUUUCUAAGGAGUUCGGGAUUCAGCCAGAAUUACCCAUUGAUAGUUGAACAUAGGCCAGCUGUGGUCAUACAUUCUUCCUAAAUGAUCAAACUGCUCUUAUCUUGGAGGAGGGGUGUACACUCGGUGCCCCGGUGGAAAAUGGAAGGAAACGAUUAAUGAAACCAUGACGUAAUCGCCAAGAGAGACAUAACCAUCAUUUCCUGAUAAGAGAUGUUUAAAUCUGCCAUUUUUCCUGAUCAUGCUGUGAUAAACUUUAACUAGGAGAGCCCACGGAAAACGUCGCUUUAAUUUUUACAGCUAUCUGAUGGUUCUCCAAUGAGCGGCUGUUUUUUUCUGAAACUGUAUUUUAGGUCUUUAUUUACUCUGUACCACUCUGCACUGUCACUAUCUCUUCACUCAUGCACUAUGAUCUUCUUUUCACAGUCACUUAAUACUCGACUCAGUAAGUAAAUCAUCAUAUCUGAGAUGGUUUCCUCUCAUUUUAACCCAGAUUAAAUCGGAUGAAGUGAUGACAGGCUGUUUGCUAAGUCCUGCAAACAUUGUGGCUUUUACACGGUACAUUUGUAGAUUAAAGUACCAAUUAGGACAGAUCUGCCACUUUGAAUACUUUUAAAACAACUUUCAUAGAUUUCAGACAAAUGUAGGCUUUAAAUUCAAAGCUUGUGAGUGUUGAUUUUGUUAGCUAAAACGACAAACGUCACAGCUGCAGCGAGCUAGCUUAACAGGUUUGACGAAAUUGCGAAGGAAUAAUUUGACUUAACUUUUUAAAAUACUUUUUCAUGUCCACCACAGCCAAAUGUGUUAACUCUUUUGAGCAAUACAGGCCUUAGCAUGUCCUUCAUGGCUUAUUACAGUUGCUCAGCCAUGAUUGGGUGUUGUUUUGGGGGGAGGAGUUUAGAAGACAAUCAGCUGCUUCAUGAAAUGAAAUGAGAGGAAGCUGCUUCAGAUCACAAAUGACCACCUGUAGCGCACCUCAACCACCACCAUUACCACCACCUCCAUUACCACCAUCAUCACCUCCACCCUGUCUCUUCAGCCACCUGCCCAUCCACUGGCCACCUUCCUCACUCCACUCCUCCUCUUCUUCUUUCCACAGAUGAGCUCACAGUGCCUGCUCUGUAUCCCAGCAGCCCAGACGUGUGGGCGUCAUACCCACUGUACCCGGCGGAGCUGUCGCCGGCCCUCCCACCCGCUUUCACCUACCCCUCCUCGCUCCACGCUCAGGUAACCUGCAAACCCAUCCCCUCCCCUCCUCUGCUCCAUCACCACCACCUCAACCUCGACCUCAACCACCACCCCUCUCUGUUUCUGUAGCCCCUCAAACAGCUGCUGUUGUCAGGCCUGAAAUCACUCUCUGCUUCGACCCACAGAUUCAUCUCAGAGCACACAAAAAUCCACUGAUAAGCACCAAUCUUGAUUUCUUCUGUGUUGAUUUAAAGUCUUGGGUUAGUUAAGAUUCUGAGAAAUUUCAUACUUUUCUUUCUGUCCGGGAAACUCAUGUACGUUUUUUCAAUGUUUACAGGGAGUUUGAAGUUAUGUGUAAUCCUCGGUUUCCAGCUAAGUUUGAUGAUAUUGAUGGAAUCAGGGAGUAGUUCUCACAAGACAGAAAACAAACUUUCCCAUGAUAAAGUUUUAUCUAAAUUUUAACAACAUUUUUCCUAGGUACACAACGUUAUCUAUCUUCUUCCCGUAAAGCGGAUUAUGGAUCAGGAAUUUGGCAUCGCAAAUAUGUUUAUUGAAACUGAAGGCGGUGACUUUUAAAAUAUCUUAUUUACAAGGUGACGUGAAUUUUAAGAUCCCAAUGAUGUCCAGGAAUCGAAUUAAAGCUUUGCUCCAUAGGAAUAACUAAUGCUGGUUGUAACCAAUCACUUGCCAAGGGGAAGCAUAUUAGUAUUAAAGGGAUAAUCCGGCGUAAAAUUAAUUUAGGGUCAAACACACUGUAACACCGAGUUAGACACCCCCUUGAGAGAUGAAUGUUGCUGACCACUUGCUUCUCUAGUUAUACCAACUUUAGUAACGACCGACGAUAGCAAUACACAGCAGUCUGAGGAGCCACACACAAACCUCAACCAAAAUGCCACUCUAUAGCCACAAAUAAUGCUCAGAACAGCACCUAACUUCAUCAACAGUACAUAUAGGGUCCCAGCCAUAGUACCAGCCAUCAAAAAUAUUUUUAGCUUUGCCUAAUUUCUUUAGCAAAGAGACUAAACACAACUCACCUACUCUCUUCCAGCAGCCACUUGUUUGUAGCGUCCAUUACAGACUACAGCGGGGCGACACAGCUCAAGGAAGAACAUUUAUGAUCAUUUCUUUAUCAUUUCCUCAAAGUAAUAAUCACCAUAUUAAUAAUUUUGCUCUGCAGAGAAGCAAGCGGUCGGCAACAUCCAUCUCUUUGGGGGGUGGGGGGGUCUAACUCGGUGUUACGGUGUUUUAAAUUAAUUAAAUUAAUUUUACGCCGGAAUAUCCCUUUAAGUAUGUAUAAGUAUAUAAGUAAAGUAUACUACUAGUAUAAAACCCUGAAAAUUACCAUCAACGUGACAGUCAUGACUUAGCUGCAAAUCAAGUUGAUUGACACAUGCCACAUCUUUUACAGUCAAGGAUUCAAGACUGAGAAAGUUGAAAAUCUAAAAAUGUACCAGAUGACAGUCUUCACAUCAGUAAAAACUCAUACAGUGACACUUAAUCGUUUGCAGAAAUGUCAGUUUCAGUGGUUGAACCUCCUUUUUUCUGUCGUCAUUCCCCCAUCAGCUACUUCAUUAAAUAAACUCCUGUAAUUCAACUAACAGUGAUCUAGUUUACUGAGGUUCUCUAAUCUGCACAGCUUCGCUCUGGGUUCACUUGAGAGUUCAUUAUUGAUCUCUUGAAAUUCUUCUCAUGGAGCCUGUUUGCUGCAGCUAACCCUGAUGAAUUCUCAGUGUUAAGCAAUGCUGUUUCUGAAUUCCUGUGUUUUGAUUUUCUCUUUUGUUUUUCUGUCGAGUGGUUUGCAGUAUUUUAAGCUCAAAUUGUUACACUUUCUUUCGAUGUCUUUUAUCUUCUCUAUAAAGAGCAUAUUUCCAUACAUAAUGCAGAUGCUACGGCUGCGAAAGUAUAAAGGCCCCUAGCAAAGAGACCAAAGCUGAAGCUCAGAUGAUGUCAGAAUUUGAAAUGAAGUCGAAUCUGCCUCGCUGGCAUUUUUCCAUGUUUGUUGGAUAUGUGAGCGCACACUGACACACACGAGGAGGAUCAAGCUUUGGGGUGUCAGUAGGGGUUUGUAGGUAGAGUUAGCAUCCUACAGCCUCUUCUGACCGAGAGUAGAUGCUGAUGUGAGACAUAAAUGCAUAGAAAUACGGCACAUGUACAGACUCUGUGAAGACUUAGAAAUUAGGUCAACAUGAGCUCAGCUUUCUGGCUCAGCAGAUGUCAUCAUUUCCAGGGAAAACAGACUCAUGUUAUGGAUUUACAGUAAACGCUAUCAUUCAGACUCUUUGCAAAGAUAUAGAUUGUAGAUAUUAGUUCCCAAAACAUUUAGUAUGGUCUGAUUUGAGUAUUGUAUUAUCAUAGAUUUAAAAAGGUAUGUUCUAUUCAAAAUCCACCAAAGUUAAAAACAAGAGAAACAUGAGAUAAGUCCCCAUGUUCCAGGUCUGGUAAAAGACUUUGGCUGUGUCCGAAAUGGAUCCCUAAGCCCUAUGUAGGUGACUAUAUGGGGGUUAGCGCCAUUUUGAAGGGUGUCCGAAACCUGAGAGAUUAAUUCCAAUGCACCAAUAGGCGACUCAAAAUUUCCCAUAGAGCAUUGCAAAAUGUACUGACCAUCUGAUGGUCACUCACUGGUGGUGGGCACCCCGUCACGCAUUGAGUCUCCAGCGGCCUCAUGACGAGAGCAAGAAGAGACAGAACCAAGCUCUAGUUGCUGCGUCAUAUAGUCUCGUGCACAAUAUGACGCAGCAAACAAUAUUUGGUAUGAAAAUAAAAAGCCUUUUAAAUAAAUUAUUAUAUAUAUUUUAAUUUUUUUAUUUUUUUUAAUUUCACGAACAUCCUGGAAAAAAAAAUACAUCUAUACAACAUCAUAAAAUUCAAGAGAUGUGAAAAAAAAACAGCUGCAACUUCAGACGCGGCAGUCUGAGUAGCAACAUCACAACGGUGCGCCAUGUAGUGUCCGAAACCUCCAGUGAUUGAGUUCACUACAUAGUCAGCUAUAUAGUGAAACCCCAUAUGGAGGGUUAGGGGUUAGGGAUUAAGUAAUUCAUUUCUGACACAGCCUUUAUCUCGAUCACUUUGAAUCUAUAGAGGUCACAUGAGCUUGCUCAAGCCGGGUUUGGAUCCUUCUUGUUUCUUUUUUCUUCAGUAUAAAUGCUCCAGCGAUGGGAAUUCAGGCUUUUUAAGUGAUCCAGACCAGUUUCCCCAUCAAAAACUGCUCUUUUUGGCUCCUGUACGACUCUCUAUAGUAUCAUUUAUGAACAAGAGCUGUCUUUUACAGUAGCUGACACAUUAAAAGGCUCCCCAGCUCAGUUUAGAUACUGUCUGCUGCCACAGUGCAGCAGUCUUGCAAAGUCAGCUGACCCAAACAUGGCGACAUUAAAGAAAACUAAUCAAAUUAUUGCUGUACAUAUCCUCUUGUGAUGUCAAGCAAAAAUGAACUUAGAAAAAUUGCAUGUUUAAUUUGUACAUGGGGAAUUAUGUAGUCAUGUCAUCUCAUGUGUGUUGAAGAGUUUAAAUGCUUAUGUGCUUCUGCGUGUUUAGAUUCGCUGGCUCCCACCUGCAGAUGGAACUCCUCAGGGAUGGAAGUCCAGGCAGUUCUGCUGAAGUAUGUGUGAGUAACAUACACACACCAUACAUAUAUAUAUUAUAAAUAUAGUUACACGCACACACACACAGAGCCCCCUGCCCUGCACUGUCAAAGAAGUGUACAUUAUGCAGUGCUAGGAAAAUACUUAAGCAAAUGUUAUGUUUAGUUUAUGUAAACGAACACAGUGAUACUCCUACUCGUAUUGUAUGUCAUGAGUAUUACAGGCUGUCAUGAUGAAUGGCCUGUGCAUCAACCAAGCCCCCUCUUUCUGCCCCCAAACCUUCACAUGAAAAGCAACCACUGAGUGCUCUGCCAGCUAACCAACUAAUUAGUUACACUUCUCCUAGUCGACUUCAAAUGUAGAGGUAUAACAGCAAACAAAAAUAAUUACCCUACGAGGAGCAAAUAUUGGAGUGCAAAGCCUUGUGGGUCAAUGAAACCACAGCCGCCCCUUAGACAUCAUCACGAGAGAUGAAAGAUGCAAUUUUUAAGGGGGAACUCCAUUACUUUCCCCACUCAGGUCACAGUGUACAGAGGGUUGACUUCUCCCAUUGAUGUGAUGCUUGAUCUCAGGCAUCAAAGGCAGCGAGUCAAACAGAAUACACAACGAGCUCCAACACCAACAUUUUAAUAAAACGGACAGGGUUGAUCUCAGCAAAUACGACUAAUAUGCUAAUGCUAGCUGCUUAUAUUAAAGCAAGAGGUGAAAGUCACACAGUUUGAAUUUAGGCUACCAUGCUUGUAAUGCUUAGUGAUAUUCCCAUGUAUGCAACUUUUUUUUUUUUCUAUCAUGUUUCACAACUCAGGAGAAAAAAUACAACUUCUUGCGUCACCACUUUUAUUCGACAUUAUUAAUUUUUGAAGUUUUGGUUCUGCAAUUUCUGUAUUUUUGGCUUUUUGAUGCUUCAGUCAAACCUCAACUAUUCGGUUUUUCAUUUAAUGGUCAGCACGGCAAAGUGUUGACACCCGGGGUGAUAUAAUGUUAGAACUGGCCAAUUCUUCAAAGGCAUGUGGGUAAUUAACACCAACAAAAUAUUGCAUUUUUUCAUCAUGCUGACCAGGUACACUUGAUUUGUCUGUUUUGCUAAACUAAGUUGCACACAAUAUCUUAAAAAUACUUAAAGGGAUAUUCCGGCGUAAAAUUAAGUUAGGAUCAAACACACCGUAAAGCCCAGUUAGACGACAAAUGAAUGUUGCCGACUACUUGCUUCUCUAGUUAUACCAACUUUAGUAACGACCGCAAGAUAGCAAUACACAGUGGAAGAACAUUUAUGAUCAUUACUUUAUCAUUUCCUUGAAGUAAAAAUCACCAUAUGAAUCAUUUUGCACUGCAGACGCUGUAGUUCUUCUGCCUUAGCAUCUCAGUCUGAUUGCAUUUCCAUGAAGUAAUUAUCAUAAAUGUUCUUCCUUGAGCUGCGUCACCCCGCUUUAGUCCAUAAUGGACUGGCCCGAGGUUUCCGUACAAACAAGCGGCUGCUGGAAGAGAGUAGGUGAGUUGUGUUUAGUCUCUUUGCUAAAGGAAUUAGGCAAAGUCAAAAAGAUGUUUGGUGGCUAGUACUAUGGCUGGGACCCUAUCUGUACUGUUGAUGAAGUUAGGUGCUGUUCUGAGCAUUAUUUGUGGCUAUAGAGUGGCGUUUUGGUCGAGCACGUGGCUCCUGGGACCACUGUGUAUUGCUAUCUUGUGGGCGUUACUAAAGUUGCUAUACGCCGGAAUAUCCCUUUAAGAAAGGGGUCAAUGAAUGAAACAGUAAAACUGCAUUCAGAAAAACAACAUAGUUUUGGAAACAGAAGCACAGAAUCAGUUGAAAUCUCUCUCGACUUGUUCUCAUUCAUUGUUGAUGUUAUUUGUGCAGCUCAAAUUAUGACUCUCAAACCACUGACAGUGAUUUUGUUUGACAAUUUCCUGACAAAUUUUUACAUGCAAAUGGUUAUUCAUUAACAUGAACAUGAGCUGUAUUUAGCAGAGGACUAGAGCGGUUCUUAUUGGCUCCACAGAACAGCCUUUAAUGUGCAUGUUUGUGUGUAAAAGUUAAUAAGCUCAUGCUCUUCCUCAUAAAAACAUUGAAUAUUAUCCUGUAAUAAUGUUGCUACUAUGCUGCCGAUAUUAGGGAAUAUUUGUCAUUUUGUCAAACUCUGGCAGAAUGAAACACAGUUUUUAAUUUUAAAAAACGCUUUCUGCAUUUUCCUGUUGUAACGAAGCACACAGUGGAGGAUUGUAAAGAAGACUAGGCAGAAAAAGAAAGAGAGAAAGAUAGAGAGAGAGAGGGAGGAUGUGAUUCUUUAAAAGGUCGUGAAUGUGGAACAUCCACCAUGAACUGCUGAGGUACCUGGAUUCUGCCAUGAGGGCAAAUUUUUAUGAAUCUUUAUUAAAAAAUGAUUAGCACGGGGCUUUGUUUGAAAUGAAUUGCAGAUGAAUUAGUUUAUGUGCAGACAGUACAUGGAGCAGCUGGUUUCAAAUAAGUCUUUCGAUAAAUUCAUGAGUUGCUUCAACCGAGCAUGAGCUUCACAGUGCAUGUGCUUCGCCUUUGGUUUAGACAAACUAAACAGUGUUGUGCUUGCAGAAAAACAAAACCACAAAGCACAACAAAUCCUCUGCUAUUUCUUGUAUCGGUGUUGGCAGACUGUGUCUGGGGUGCGUUUUUGUGCAUGUGAGUGUGUGUGCGUGCGUGUGUUUGCACUCGGCGCCAGUCACUCUGUCACCAGUACCCACCCUCCAACAUCUUAGGACAGGAAGAAACAUGUCCUCUCGACCCCUUGGGGAGCUGGUGGGGAGAGGGCGGGUGGUGAUGUUAGCAUUGAGGCUAACAUUCAUCAGGCUGUUGAUUGGCGCUGGUCCUUCAGUGUCCCUUUGUAACCCCACAUCCUGGUUUGGGGAGAGUGAAACAUGCAGCACGACAAAAAAAAAGAAAAAAGAAGUUGGAGUAAUUUGGGGGAUUUCAUCUCUGCUGGGGAGGGAGGGAAAGGAGACGGGGAUUAGGGAAAGGAGGGGCUUGAAGGAAAUAAUUAUUUCUCUAUCAGACCAGGAGGAAGUCAUUUAAAGGGUCAGGCUGCCCCAGUGGACAUUAGCCUUUCAAUGAAACAACAACACCCCCACAUCCGGUUUAGAGUGGAGGGUGAAGCAGAGACCUUCAGUCAGAAAACAGUGAGAAUAAAAAUCCACUGCAGCAGUUUGACACAGCGAGGUCCUCAACAGACUAAAAUUAAUGUGAGUAAUGAGGCCCAACCCAUGCUGGGAUCUUACACAAUACAUUUGUAAUGAAAAUAUACAACAUGCAUGGCUUUGUUAAGAACAGUUGACAUAACAGUGAAGACAUUUCCCAAAACACCUGGUUGUGAAACUGAUAAAACUGAUAUUAAAAAGAAACAAUGUCAAGUUCAGAUGUUCAGAUUCACGUGUUUCAACAGCACCUGAAAGUCCCUUACAGAUGCUUUAAACAUUAGAUGUCCUGUCUUGUGACAAACAUUAAUGUAAAUGAUUUUUUUUCUCCAGUGCUAAAUGCAGUGAACUGUCAGAGUUGAGUUGAGUUAACCUCCCUGCUCAGUUUGUCCCUGACAUCUUGCAGCUGUACCAAAACCUUGUGUUCUCCUGGUCCUGCUUGUUUAUCCAGUGGAUACAGUUUGAAGUUGGAAACACAGUGACUUAAUGUCUUGAUGCAAGCUGAAAGGAGGGUGUUACUUAUUCCUGCAACGCAAUCUGUUGAGCUUGUGAAACACUUUGAAGCAAUUUUAGCAGCAAGACUGCAAGAAUAAACACGAUCUGAGGUUACGGAGAGAGGCCGUCUGUGUUGCACUGGUAUUGUACAAUCUGUCUGCCGGUGACGGGAUGGCAUGCAGGUUUCAUUUUGAGUGCUUUAUUUAUACAAGUGCCACUUCAUGCAAGUUGAAACAGGUAGCUGUUCUAUUUUGACUCUUUAAGACACAUAACUCUGUAGUUUUUAGCUUUUGUAGUCCCUUUGGGAGCUGAGGUUACUUCUUUGAAUUGGUGAAUUAUAUUUGACAUUCAUGCUCGGGCACAGAGCUCCAUCCAAAGACAACCUAAUAGUGGACGUUAAUGCCUAGUGAACUGGAUGGAGAGGUAAUCCGGAUUUUCCAUCUGACAAGACAUGGCAGGGGACUGCAGUGUGCGUGUCAUGCUUGUGUGUGCGAGACAUAUGUGUGCGUGUGUGUGACUGCCUGCCCUGAGGAGUUUUUUUGGCCAAUAGCCCGACAAAACCAAUGGUUCCUGUGCAGCGUUGGACUAACUCCCACAGGAGAGCUGAGGGCCAGCUGGGGCCCUUUCUAAUAAGGAAGUGGUACUUUUUUUUCCCCCUUUACCCCCUACUGACACAUAACACACACACUCACACUCAAAACACAUACAGUGUGGCUGUCUCAUCCGUGCACCGGGUCUCAGGAGCUGGAUACAUGUCAGCAGCUGUGUUCAUCACCACCCAGCUCCAGCAGCCCUGGCUGGUAUGUGAGAAACACAGCCGGGGCCUAAAGGCUUUUCUCCAGAUUAAAGGGGCUUCAGACAGGCUGCUUUUUCAUGGCCAGGCUGCACAGGUAGAAAUCUUCAAGGGCUGUGCAGGUUGGCUUGCAAGUUUAAGCUCCAGGUUUACAAAUUGAGGAUAUUUAACAUUGUUAACAUUGUUCUACGUAGGAUGUACAGCUUCACAUCCUUGAUGCAUUCCUCAAAGAGUUUGAGAGGAUGAUUGGUUAACAUUAUCGUCUUUUUGACAUUAAACUCAGACGGAAGACAGAUUACACCACUUAGAUGUGUUUCAUGUUUUAUGAUAGAUGAGUCUGCAUUUCAUUUCGCAGCCUUGGAUUGGUUGCAUGGCAGUUUAAGUGCAGCUUGAUUUAAUUUAGACCUGCCGCUGUAUCUGUAUUGCUCUACCUUGCAUUGCUAAUGAGAUUUUGAGCACAUCACCGUGGAGACAUGAUUUCUUAAAUUCAUACCAAAAAUCUAAGUCCAUAGAAUUAAAAUGUCAGAAAAUAAGUGUUGUUAAAGGAAAAACAUAUCAGCAGACAAAUAUGUACGUGGAUCAAAAUAUCAGCGUAACAAUCAGCUAUAUUGUUGUCCAGCAUUGUGACAUACGACUAAAAAAAUCAAUACAGAACUCUAAACAGGUUGGUCUUUAGUUUGACUCACAAGAUCCUUACUGCCUCACUCCUGGUGCCAAAAAUACUUGUUUGUAUCAUCAUGGCUUGAUAGUCUCUGCAUUUUAUCAGUUGUUAUGAAACACUGUAUCGCCAACAGUGUAACAGGAAUUGAAUCGUAAUGUAUCUGCCAUAACGUAUCGUAUCGUAUCAUAUCAUAUUGUAUUGUAUCGUAUUGAAGGGGGUGGGGUUGUAUCUCAUUGUAUUGUAUUGUAUCUUAUUGUAGUGUACCAUAACGAAACAUAUUGCAUUUAACCAUAUCCUAUCAUAUCACAUUGUAUCUUAUAAUAAUAUUAGAGUAUAAUAUUGUAUCUAAUUGAAUGCUAUCGUAGCAUAUCUAGGCUAAUUAGUGUCACGUCAUUGUAUUGUAUCAUAUCAUAUCAUAAUUAACAGUAUCUUAGUGUUUUUAUCAAAUGGAAUGGUGCAGUAUCAUUUCACAUCAUAUUUUUAUAUAUCUUAUUCUAUUGUAUCGUGUCGUACUGUAUGAAAAGGUACCUUAGCGAUAUCAAAUGGUUUUGUAUCGUAUCGUAUCAUAUCAUAUCAUAUAUCUUAUCUUAUCUUAUCUUAUCUUAUCUUAUCUUAUGUGACUGUACAGUAUUGAAUCCUAUCAUUUCCUCUGGUAUUGUCUUGUGUUAUAUCAUAUUGUGCCUGAUAGACCUGAAUGGUGUUGUGUCGUUUCAUAUCAUAUUGUGUUUUAAGGCAUCAUAUUGUCUUGCAUCACACUAUGAGUCACCCUGUGUUUCCCACCUCUAAUAUGCAUAUUUUUGCUGUAGUUGUUGAUAUAAUUAGCUUCAGCCUGCAUCAGUGCAGGACUGAAACAUGGAAAUUCUUCAUUUCAGUGUAACUUACUGUAUUUUCCAGGAUUGUAGUCAAUCAUUAUCAUAGGCAGGUAUUUUUUUCCAGUUGAGUAACUGAUUAAUUAACAAUCCCCUUUACUCCAAAUCUAAUUACUGGCUGUGGUUGAGAAGAACAAGCACUGAUUUGAUGUUGGAUACUUUGUCUUAUAAGACAACUCAAGAGUUAAAAUGAAAAUUGAAGAUGCUUUGAUGGUGGAAAAAUACAAUGAGCUCCCCUCAGGGUGGUUACAUAGCUUUUAAAAGGGAACAGUUGAGGCUAGAGCAAAGCACCAUCACAUUUUGAGGUUUAAAUAUGAACAAGACUCCUCUCUCUUUAUUUGCAGCACGAGAUCAAUGAUCACUGAUAACACACACAGGAACAUUCUCUGCAUGGAAAUAAAGCCAGGAAACAGUGCACACAUUCAUGAGAAAGCCAGUCAGCUCCCACAUUCUCAAACACCACUUGUUUACCUAUCUCACAUCAUGCGCCCAGCCUGCGUUAUUGGCUGUAACACAUUAAGCCUGCAGAUCACUAAACCUUCUCCUAAUCCGCAGAGACAUGUUCAAUGAUCAACCCAGUCUUUAACCUUGGUGUCUCAGCCAGAACAAAUAGGAAGGUCUGGAAGUAUGCGUCGCAUCAGCUUAGCCAAGCGGCUGAGUAUUGCAUCGAUUCCCUCACCCCUGAUUGAGCGCGCAACAGGGCAUUAGCUAGGCCAGCCGUGCCCCUUCAGAAAAAAAACCCCUGCUUUUUAAACCUGUCUCCCAUCCAUGUUUGUAACAGUCCCUCUCUCUCUUCCUCUUCCUUAAGGUCAUGUUUGGUUUUCUAAUUGUUUAUUGUUACAAAGAGCUCCUUAUCCCGCUUCUGCCCCUUCGAACCAGAGUUACCACGACCUCGAAGAGAGGUCUAUUUUUGGUAAUACAUCUGGGUUUGGGUGAGGAGGUCGGAGUGCUGACCUCUCUCUUAGGUCCUCUGUUGCUGCUGUUGGUCAGAGGAUAAUGGAGCCAGAGUUGGGAGGGGAUCAUGGGAGAUAUGGUUGUGAGAGAAGUAUUUGAGUCUGUUAUGGGCCGAAAUCCUGUCUGUCACGGUCACCAUUCGGUAGAGAUGAAAAAGAAGAUGAUGGCAAAAUCGAUGAAUUUUAAAGGGUAUGCUUAUGACCCGGGAAAAAACAGUUUGAUGUGGUCUUUUCAGCUCUAAUGGCGUUACAAAAAAAAAAAACUUUUUAGAAAUCAUAUGACCUGAGUCUGGAGAAGACUAUUGUUUUAACAGCAUGCUAAUUUUCGCAUUGCAAUUGUACAUUGAAAAAUAUAACUUCUAAGUAAAAAUAAACUACAUUUUGAGUAAAUAAACAUACAGAUUGUAACAUCAAACUACAAUCCUGUGUUACAUAAAUACAGUUUAAGUGCUUAUAAACAACCAUUGACAGUAUUAUACGGACCUUGCGGCAGUGAUGUCACUCACAAGUUGUUGAAGAGAUGCCGGCCGCCAUGUUGAAAAUCAACAAACUUUUUGACGAAUCUAGAAGUUUGCAAAGAAGCGGAUCUGGUUACUAACUACAACGCACCCACGUAUCAGUCAAAUCGACCCGACCUCUGUCGAUGUAAACCCACUUAUACUAAUUGUCCUCAACUUUGGAGCCAGCCUCUAGUGGACACUCGAAGAACUGCAGGUAAAAGCUUUAAAUUGCUUCACCUGGGUUGGUGCAUUUCUAAAUCCGUGGUUCACGCUUUAAAAACCUCACUCAGAUCAGAUCUAUACACAGCUUUGCUUUACCAUCACUUUAAUAUACACUCUUCAAGUCACAUGGUGCAGUCAGGUUUAAGUGCAGGUGAUGGGGAUUUGGCUAAUGGUGCAUCAUGGUUUUAAAACUCUAUUUUAAUACUGCAAAGAUCCCUCAAGUCGCUUAUUUAUUGGAGUCAGAUGGCACACAAAAAACACUAUACAGAGUCAUAAACUGAGGUCAUUAUAAUGAAUGAGCACAUUAAACUUUAUAUCUCCACCAGCAGUUCUUGCUGCUGUGUUAACACGCUCUCUUCUAAACCUACAUGUGCUCUGUGUCCACAGGUUCCUGAUGUGUGAUGGUGGCCGUGGCCGGCUGUGACGGGCGUUUGCUGAUUGCCUCUCAUGUCCAAUUAGAAACCAGGAGGACGGAGCUGACUCCAGGUCUCGGAGCAGCGUACCGUCGGUGAGUUUUACGACUUGGGAUUUCACGAGCAUUGAUCCCAACAGGCGAGGACAAAAGGUGUAAAUCUCACCUCUCUACCUGAGGCGCCCCUUUCCCUUCCGGCAAAAUAUCUGGUAUUACAGCAUAGAUUUGUGGAAAAAGCUGUGAAAGCCGAGUUCUUUUUUAUGUCUGAGCCUGUAUUUUGCUGCUGGGAUGACUGAGCCGCACUGAGCCACACUGUCAGCCUUUACCUGUGUGUGUGUCUCUCAGCUUUUUGCUCAACAGAGAGAGUUUUGAAAACAAACCUGGUACAAGAUAUUUGUGGGAUAAAAGUGUGUGUGGUCCUGGCAUCACUUGGAGAAAUUGAGAAAUGCGUGUGUGUACAUCUGUGUGUGCGAGCGUCUACCUUUUAUGAUCCUUGCGGUUGUGUGACUGUUUGUUUGUGCAUAAGUUCCACAUGCUCCCCUGUGUUUUCAUUAGUGUACAAGGUUUGUGUGCGGUGACCAUGGCAACCUCACCCCGUUCUUUCCCUCUUUCUCUCUCACUCUCUCGCAGGCAACAGCAGCCUCAUGGGCCUCAGGACAUUCUAGACCCCAGCCUCCAUCACACAUCGAGCACCCCCCACCCUCCCUGAAAAGUCCCGCCCCCAACUCUUUUUUAUACUGUUACAUACUCAAGAUUGACUGGCAGCGCUUUGGCCACGCCUCUUCUGAAACCUUAAAGGUACCACGACUAAGGCAAGCACACCCUCUGUGACUGCAUCGCCUGGUUAGCAGGCCUCUUGCUGUGCUUUGUGUAUAUGCAGGUGUAUCGACAAUUUAUGCAGGAACUUUGCAAGGCCAGACGUCUGGAAGUGUCACCAAAGCGCUGCCAGGUUAUGUUAUUAUAUGACUAUAAUUAUUACUAUUCUGUAUAUCAUUCAUAUUAAUGUUAUUAUGAUUAUUAAAUACAUGUUGAAGCAUGACUUUGCAAAAAAAAGACGAAAAAAAAACAAUGCUGUACAUUUUUAGAUAUUUUAAAGAAAUACAAAAAAGUAUUUUUGUAAUCAAGACGAUGUUUGAAACGUUUGAUUGGUUCAUGUUGUGUGAGAAGUUUUCAUGUGUUAUUUUUCUUUCUUUUCUCGUGCCAUGUUAGAUGCUAAGUCGCCCUGCUAUACCAAAGCAGCCCUGUCGGAUUGCUCUUGUCCUUUUCUGCAUACCGUGUGUCUUUGUGUGGUGUCUUUACCCGAGGAAACCGACAUACUAGUCCUUUUUUUAGGAUUUGCAGCCUGAUCCGACUCCUGUUUGCAGUUAAUCAAAUGUGUAUAAAAAAAAAAAUAAGAGGUGUCGAUGAGAAUAAGCCAUCACCGGUGAAGGUAGAGUGACCCUGAAGACUGCAACACACGGCUAACUGAGCCCUGCUAAAAUAAGGAACCUGCUUCUUCAUUGUUCAGCAGGAGGACAGCAGCAGCAGCACAGUAUAGAGAAACAAAAGACCAAAGGCAUUUUAUUUUUUACACUGGAGAGCUAUCUGGGCUAGUGGAAUUAUUCUGUUUCUGACUGCUUUGUACUGCUCAAUCUGAUUUCUUAUGAAGUAUGACAUUAUUUUUGCUGCACGUCUCUUUUGGUGUCACUCCAAAGAGCCACUCUGCAUCUGAAAGGAUAGUCACUUAAAGCAAUUUGUCUCUUUUGUCUAUUUUUAGGGAGCCAACCUGCUUCUUUUUUUUUUCUUUUCUUUUUUUUUUGAGAAAAUUUCAAUUUGCAUAACAAUGAUUGGAGUGUUAAAAAAAAAAUCAUCUUUUGUAAUCUCGCCUCCUCUGGGCCUGCAAUAACGUCUUUGCUGUUUGAUAUAUCAGCGAGUGAUCAUAUUUCUGUGACAUUUUGACGCCAAAUUUCUCAUUCAUGUCGCACUCUUCCAGAAACAAACAGCGAUUCUUGUUCUAUUCUGACGAGGCUAAGUCACAUUUCACAGUGAUGUGACAAUCAAACACCUGAAAAAAACAAUCUUUCCUGUAAUCUCUGGCCCAGGUGUGUACAAUCAUAUUGGAGUGGUUGAAUCGUAUAGUCAGUGUUUGUAAUGAAUAAUAAUAAUAAUGAUAAUAUGCACAUACUAUCGACUGAUUUUCUGAAGCAGGUUUUGCUUCUACAGACAUUUUUUAAAGCCGAGUAUGGCACCAAAUUUAUUAGAACAAGUAUUUAUAAGGUGUGUGUGCGUGUGUGUGUUUUUAUGGGUUUUUAAAGUUAAUAGAGGAUGCCCAUUAUAUAAUUCAUUGUAAGUAUUAAUGUAAGUUUUAUUGUAUAUUCAUUUGGUAAUUUUCUAGAGCUCCUCUGUGUGUUUGUAUCUGAUAUAUAAAUGCUGUUUUACCUACAUAACUCACUGUGAAAUCCAGAGAAAAACACGCUCUUUGAACGAAUGGAUCUUUCUGUGUGUUGCCAGCAGUACGGUACAGAAGUUUCUGGAAAUGACUCCAAUGAUCCCCUCCCUUUUUGUCAAGGAGAACUUUUUCUUUCUAGUUUAGUAUACCAUGUGCGUACCUGUGUGUUCUGUGCAUGUUCACAGCAUGUGUGUGUUCUUUUUCUUUUUUUCUUAAUGCAUAGUACUGUUGAUAUUUAUGUACUUUAACCGCUGUGAGGAGAAACUGUAUUUCAGUGAAUUGCAGAGGUUUGUUUGUUUGAAACCAAAAAAAAGAAAAGAAAAAGAAAGGUGAUCACAAUGAGAAGUUUUUAUGAAAAUGUUCAAUGAAGACAUUUCAGGCCAUCUGCCAUUAAAGAUUGACAUAAUCCCUGCUGUCA
Messenger RNA from Xyrichtys novacula (pearly razorfish), 43634 nucleotides. NCBI's taxonomy places the organism in Eukaryota, Metazoa, Chordata, Actinopteri, Labriformes, Labridae. The record is from the annotation of a GenBank genome assembly.